Messenger RNA from Symbiodinium sp. CCMP2592, 1788 nucleotides. The record is from the annotation of a GenBank genome assembly. Lineage: Eukaryota; Dinophyceae; Suessiales; Symbiodiniaceae.
AUGGGUGAAGGGCUCAGUGUCCAUGAGUUGUUCUGCCGUGGAAGUUGUAGCGUUUGUGAUGUCAAUAUGCUCCCAGUGAUUCAUGCCGGGUCAUGCAGCGAUAAAAAUGAGGCUCAACACCUGCAAGGGUCGAAAGCCAUGGCGACUCAAUCUUAUGUUAAAGGGGAGGUUGUGGAAGUGUGGAGCAACUCCCUGAAAUCGUGGAUCUCUGAUGCUGUGGUUCUGGAGGCUCCGGACCGGGACUGCGUCAUAGAUGGGUACGCAAUUCCUGCAGGUGCCGUCAAGGUGACAUCUUCUGCUGGGACCAAAUGGAUCCUGCCAGACCAAGUUCCCUCUGCACUUCGGAAGGUCCAGGGUGGCGACGUCCCGCCCUCCGAGCCUCGCUUGCCACCUCUGCCAGAUGCCAAGCCGGCGGAAGCGGCUAAGCCGAAACCUGGCAUGUGCAAGAUGGGAUGCGGUCGCCCAGUGCAGCCCGGCCUCACAAGAGGCAUGAAGGCUUUUGACACCUGUUGCAAAAAGUGUGCACAGGGAAAGGGUGGUCACGACAGCAAUUGCGGAGGUAGCACAGCAAAGCCUCUUGCAAGGUCAAUCACCACUGAAAUCGACGACCCACAAACUUGGUUGCUCGACCUUCUGUCUUCUGCGGACAGUUUCAAUAAGUAUGCCAGCAAGAUUGUAGCCACUGUCUCCGGAGAUGCCGGCACACUCAGCGCAGCGCAAGCACAAGACGCAGUGUCGAAACACAUGCUGCGACCUAUUGGUACAACCCUCCCGGUGGAAAUGCGUGCCGCAGAGGAUUGGGUCAGCAGACAUGGCGAGGGCGGAGUGUUGGAUGUCCCAGCAUUUACGAAGCUGGCGCAUCAGAUUCUGCAGGAUCGAGUUCGAGCUUGGUUCCCUGAAAAGCUAGUGGCGAAGACCCACAGCUUCGUCCGCCAGAACCCUGCGCGUGUUGAAGCUGUUUACGAAGUCGGCAAGCUCCUGGGUGAAGGAAGCUUCGGAAAGGUUUACACGGUACAGCAUCGCAUUUCCGGUGAGUCCAGAGUGUGCAAAAAAAUCGCAAAGCUUAAGGGUAAAGAGGGUAUGAAAGUGGAAGAAAUUCUACAAGAGAUUGAGAGCAUGGCGACACUUGACCACCCGAAUGUCAUCAAAGUCUACGAGUAUUUUCAAGAUAGGGACAGCGUGUCUCAGAUUAUGGAACCCUGCUAUGGCGGAGAGCUACAAGAUCGGAUCAACGAAGUUUUCCAAAAAGGCAAACCUUGUUACGCAGAGGAGUUCGUGUGUGAUGUCAUGAAGCAAACGUUGCGAGCGCUGGCCUUCAUGCACAGCCACAACUUCAUGCACAAAGACCUCAAGCCACAGAAUAUCAUGCUUGUCAGCAAGGAUUCAGCUUCAAUCAAGGUUAUCGAUUUUGGUUUGGCUGAGCUAUUUGAGCCAGACCAGAAGCAUUCAGACGCUUUUGGCGGCACGCUUCUGUACAUGGCUCCAGAAGUUUUCAGACUCAAGUUGGAGUUCAAGUCGGAUAUUUGGAGUGCCGGAGUCAUUCACUACAACCUGAUGACAGGAGACUACCCAUUUAUGGCAGCAUGGCCGUUGCCGAAAGGUAAGACCAUGGAAUGGUGGCAGACAGAGCUCACGCGAUCAAUCUGUGAAGACAACUUCCGAGACAACAAGCACUUGAAGACAUGGACCCCGGAAAGCAGAGACCUGAUGCGCCAGAUGCUGGAUAAGACUGUGGCUUGCUUUGAUGUGAAGCAGGACUUGGUUCAGAUGCAGUCUAGCAGAGUCUAG